Molecule: messenger RNA, 750 nt
Organism: Saccoglossus kowalevskii
Lineage: Eukaryota; Metazoa; Hemichordata; Enteropneusta; Harrimaniidae
Source: RefSeq, a predicted model, not a curated record
AUGUUUAUUGCAUUUGAAAUGUUUCAUUUGAAUGAAAGAACAACUUCUGUGUUUCUUAUAUACGCUCACCCCGAGGGCGCUCUUGAUGCGUUGUGGUAUGAUGUAUUCAAACACGUGUAUCGAUUUGGAAAACUGAAAAACAAAACUAAUACUAUUUUCACUGAAACUCUGAUGGUUUUAAACAUGGGAUGGUUUUCGCCGAUAAGAAUCCAGCCUGAAAAUAUUUUAUAUCUUGACAAAUUUCAGCAAAGGAUUCUGAGUUCGUAUGGACUUGGCGAGUGUGUCAGCGUUCCCAAUUGUAAGAAAUUGCGAAUCAGAUUUCUCGCCAGACAUGACCGUAUAUAUCAUCCUCGUAGUAAAGGUAUUGGGCGCAGAACAUCGAAUGAACAGGAAUUGAUUGAAGUGUUAGAGGACGUGUUUCCAUACGAAGACAUUAAGGCGCUCAAUUUUCAUAGCAUACCAUUCUCAAAACAACUGUACGAAAUCAGACAUACUGAUAUAUUAAUCAGUAUGCACGGUGCUGCAUUGACACACGUGCUGUUUAUGCCUCCUUAUUCUGCACUGCUUGAAAUAAGAAUUCCGGGAUUUUCUCAUGGCGCUUUCCAGACGCUGGCGGCAGAGGCUAGGGUAUAUCACAAAGCAACAUAUAUAAACGUGUCAUCGGAUGAUAUUGAACUGCCUGUUGUACAAAUUGUCAAAAAUUUAAAGACAAUCAUCGAUAAAAUCUGCUCACGUGUAACAUGGGAGUGA